AGUCUGGAGGUUGAUCGAUUUUGUAUUUCAUCUGAUGGAUAGUUCUGAUUUGUGAUUUUUUUUUUCAAUUUGGUUUUGAUAGAUCAUUAACGAUCGCGAGACUGUACGAUUAAAGGGAUUUUGUUUUGAUGGUCGUAUCAUCACCUACAGUGGUGAUUGGCGGUGAUGAUGGUGGCUUGCCGUGAGUGAUGAAGUUACGCCGGAGGAAGCGGUGGUCGUGGCUGGUAAUUGAAAUAAAUUUUGGGAACCUCAGUUGUUACAUGAACUCUCUCUUGUAUGCUCAAGUGAUCCAGGAUCAUAUGAUACCUUCGGAGCAGCUCCGCUGAGGAGGAUAAGUCAUCUAACUAUCUGAGCCUAGUCUUGAGUAUUGGUUCAAGUCCAUAUAUAGACCUAGCUGGAGAUCACUCUGAACGGAAUGCAGCUUUUUUCACUCUUUGAAGAUAUCCUUUGUCAAAUAUUCGACAUGAUUAAACCAGUGGCAAGACUUCUUUCAAAUCAUACCAUGAAGGAGCACUGCAUCUUUUUUCUUUCUUUAUGCUGGAUAUGUUUUCAAUAUACUCUUCAACCUGAACAAAUUCAUGGCGUCUCAAACUCAUGACCCUUUCCGCAUUCGACAGGUAAGUCUAGCUUUUCUAUAGAGUUUCCCUCCCUUUGGUUAUUCAAUACUUGGUUUAAUAGCUGUUGAAACUUAUUACUAGUGUAUAUUUAUUUGGUUGCAACAUGAGCUGAAUUCAUUUGACAACAGGAAGCAGUAUUUUGACAUGGGUCACUUGGUUAACGCAUUCAAAUAAGUUCCUUUUGAACCCUUUUUGUUGAAUUAGUUUUUGUUCCUUUCACCUUUAUCCCGUCGCUGCAAUUGUUCAUUAUUGUUUCUUUUUAACAGGUUCUCUAAAUACUUGAUUGAUCAAUACUUCUUUAUAAUGUGUGCCUUGGAGUUGCCGAAUUAAUAUCCUUUUGUAAUGUUACAUUUUCUGAGUAUACCUGAUUGAUCAAUUCUUCUUAAUUGGCUUUUGUUUUCUCAUUUUCUCACAACCAUUUUUAGUCGGUUGUGUAAGUGGUUUGGCUACUUCUUUCUUAAGGAUUAUGUCAUUGAUUUUGUUAGCAGGCUCUGUUUUUUUUCUCCCAAGUUUAGGAGGAUCAAGAAACAGCAGUUCGUCUAGCGAAAACAAUGAAAUAUUCGUUGAAGGGAAGACCAGUGCAGGCUCCUAUAUUUGAGGGUAAAGAACCUCCACAAUUUGUUGCAGUUUUUCAACAUAUGGUGGUCCUUAAGGGUGGUUUGAGUUCUGGUUACAAAAAUAGAAUGACAGAGUUCAUCAGACGGAAUCAGUUGCACUUAUUCAAGUAUCUGGAACUGGAGUUCACAAUAGUAAGGCACUACAAGUUGAAGCGUAUCUGAAAAAGAUGCCUGGAUGCCUGGAUCUUCUUUUUUCUUGCAAAAGAGGGAAUAUAGAGCUCAUCCUUUUGGUUUGCACCAGCAAGAAGCAAGCUGGUGUUGGUACAUUAACAUUGCUCAAAACUGGGGUUCCAGCAAUAGCCAACAGAUGAUCCUUUUGAAUAAUGUUUGUGGUUACAGAGCCGAGACAGUUCAAGGGGAGGUCUAGGUGCUGAAGCUUUAUGUCAUCAAAAUCACCCGCGCGAACACCAGAAUUAACAAGUUAGGCAUCACAAAGAGGGCUUACCUCGACGUUUGCUAUCCAAGAAGCCACCAUUGAAGACAUCAGACUUGCUUUUAAGGAGAAACGACUAACAUCAAAGCAGCUUGUUGAGUUGUAUCUCGAAGCAAUCUCCAAACUUAAUCCAAUACUCCACGCAGUCAUCGAGACGAAUCCUGAUGCGUUGAUUCUAAAUACUUAUUUCAAGAAUCCCCAAAUUGAGAACUCACUGAUAAUUUCUUCUCCGGUGAACUUCCGACAACGAUCCGUCGAUGUUCUCGAUCAGAUUUACCUCUCAAACAACUGGUUUUCUGGCGAGAUUCCACCUGCGAUCGGUAAUUUCCCCAAUUUACAGACUCUGUUCUUAGAUCGGAACCGAUUUCGCGGGAAUUUACCGAGGGAAAUCUUCGAAUUGAAGCAUUUAUCGAAGAUCAACACAAGUGCGAACAAUAUCACCGGUUCAAUCCCUACCAGAAUCGGAAACAUGACGAGUUUAACAACUCUCGAUCUCUCUUUCAAAGAUCUCUCCGGAAGAGUACCACUCGGUGGUCAAUUCAUGGUUUCACGAUUUGUGGGAAUAUCGGGGUUAAUGGGUCAACUAAUUGGGUUGGUUUCUGGGUAAAUCCGGUUUACUUUCGAUGUGAAGCGGUUAAUUGGGUUUUCGGCACAGUAAACCGAAGAUAAACCACGAAAUUUGAAAUUAUGGAGACUGAGGUCUCAAACUUUCAAUUUAGGGGGAAACUGGAGUUUAACUUUCGUUUUGUGUGGACCGGAGACGAGACCCGAAAUCUGUGUUGUUAUGGUACUAUAUGAAACUUCGUAGGGGGACACAGGUCGUUCACCCCAGCAUAUGAGUGAAAAGGUGUAUAUCCGUAAGUACAAACAAGGGUAAGAAUCAUAGUGUAAUUGUGAUUAUUACAAAGACGGGCCUUUUCAAAAAUCCUUUUCAACAUACUGUUUGAGUUCACUUCAAGUGCCUCAAUGCAUAGAUAAACUUGCCCAAGCUGGUCUCAAGAUAUGGGGUUUGACAGGAGAUAACUUGGAGACAGCGAUAAACAUAGGGUUUCUUGCCCUUGUAGUUGACUGUGCAUCAGUGAUCUGUUGUCGUGUCUCUCCCAAACAGAAAGCACUUGUAUGAAUAACUCCACAACUCUAAAAAUAUACUUUUAUAGGUAACACGGCUAGCCAAAGAAGGAACAGGAAAAACGACUUUGGCAAUCGGUGAUGGUGAAAAUGAUGUUGGAAUGAUUCAAGAAGCUGCUAUUGGUGUUGGCAUAAGUGGCGUUGAAGAUAUCUAACAAUUACAAAAUCAGAGAAUUGGAGUUUUGGCUUGUGUCUUGUUGUGAGUUUCAGAUCACUCACUUCACUUGGUCUCUUGGAUCAGGAUCGAAGAAAUACCGGUAUUGUAAGGGUUUUCGGUUUUCCAAGUGAACUGAUGAGUAAAGGAAAGCAUUUCAUAUUGAUACAAAAUCCUCUUAAAAAACUGGCUUGGGAGGAAUUAGUGUCGAUAUACAGUGAUCUCUGUCACAUGGGAACACCACCAUCAGUCAUCAAUGCGGAUGAGCUUCAGCGAGAUCCCGAGGUUUUGUUUAUGUAAUAGGUAAAUUUUAACUAAGAUGUCUUUUUCUAUUACAUGUUAUGCCAUCCAUAUAUACAUGCAGACUACACUACACGGUCUUUGUGAUGAUUUGAAACUCGUGAACUUUUUUCAUUCGCCAAGAAGGAGUACUAUGACAUGAGUCACUUGGUUAACUCAUUCAAAUAAGUUCCUUGAACCUUUCUUACUCAAUUAGUUUGUGUUCCUUUCACCUUUAUCACGUCUCUGAUGUUCACUAUUGUUUCUUUUACCAGGUUUUAUUAUUUUUUCAUCUCUCUAAAAAUGGUUCAGUUAAGGACUUAAACAUUUUGGAGAUGGAUGCAGUAGACAAGCUAAAUACUGACCAAUGUUCUCCAUGAUCAGUUGAUGGCUGGAGAGAUUGGAUUGGUGGUUCGUUUAUUGUUUCAGCAAAGCCGAGAGAGAAACAGAGUAAAGAUCAUAGAGUGCCAUGUGCCAAGCCAAAUUUGUUCCAACAAAGGUGGUGUUACUACAUCAAAACGGGCGUGUCAGCAACAUAAAGAAAGAAGCUAGUGCCUAAUAGUGUUAAUGAUCUUGCUUCAAAACAAGUCUUUUUAUGAGCAAGCACCUUGCCGGAUUUUGCUCUGCAUAUUCACCAUCUCUCUAGUGAAACUGGAGAUGUAUCAACGGGGGAUAAAGUGACCUGCAAGCUUAACUAUGAGAGACGUAAACUCAUCGCUAACAAUCAGACAUGCACACAUAUGUCGAAUUUUUCCCUGAAGAACAUAUCAAUUUGAUUUUCCCAUGGCAAGCUGGUUGAUCCUGAAUAUUAGAGAAAUAUCGAUUAGGACGAUCUGGAUGUGUUUUUCAAGAGUGAAGGGUCUAAGAGAAAGGCUUGCUGAAUCCAAACGCUAAGAGAAUCAUAAGGGGAAGUAAACUGUUAAAUUCAUUCUCUUAUUAGCCAUUAUUAGCUUGAUUUCUACUAAAUUAUACAUGUUUUCUGUUUAAUGCUUAUUACUUAUGUUUUUUUUGUAAUAGAUUAUUGAUAUUUGCAAAGAGGAAGAACCAAAGAAGUGAGUUCUAGCCUCUGUCCUGCAGGUGUCUGUGUGAUCAGUUGUAUAAUUCAGCGAGAUGAAGGAUGAACACCAGUGAGACACUAUUUCCGUCGGUCAAUGGAGAAACAUUAUAAUGGAGAAGAGCCGUUGCAGGGAUAGGUUGAAAGGAUGAGUUUAUGUUGCAGCAAAGUGUGUUUUUGUGAUUAUCCUUCUCACACCAGUUUUUCUUGUCUUCAUAACUAUGUCUUUGGAAUGGUAUGCUCAUUAUAUUCGUCUUUUCCGGGCAUAAAAACAAAAACAAACUUGUUCUCCGACUUAUGGAGCAGCUUGUUUACCGUUGAGUUGACGCUCAAGGCAAGUCCCAAGAGGAAGAGUGUCAUUAAUAAAAGGAUUAGAUCUUGUGAGCUCGUCUUUAGCUGUUGAAGAUGAUCAUGGUUAUAUUUGACCACAGUGAUCACACACUUCAAAUACGGCGUCAAUAAGAAAAAACCCAUGAGGAUGCAUUGACACUGUUCUGGUCUUAUUUCUUCUUGGAAGUUCCUAGAGGAUGACAGAAUGUAAAAACAUUGGCUAAGACAAGCACGAGACGAGAUCUGAAAAAGGAGGGGUUGAGAAGCAUAGUAAGAGAAAUCACAAAAACUAUGAAUAUGAUAGAGAUCUUGUAUUUGGCAAUAUGAUGAACAUUGCUAUUGUGGGAAUCAACAAUUAAAUGACUCCGUUUCAAGAAAGGUUCUUGACAAUUGACACAACAUGACUGUUUAAAACAGGUUAUCUAAGAUGUUGUCACGUCUACUUAAUCCGUUUUCAUUUCUAGCUUGUUUGUUUAUGUGGGGAUGAGGACCAAGCUCAGGAAAGAGUAAACAAGCUGGCCAAAAUUCUGUAAAGGGAUAAAGUUUAACAUAUUUGUAUAUGGAGAUGGAGUUUUCAAGUACUACAAUGUUAAUGACACUAGAAUAUCUUGAUAUUUGCAAAGUGAUCGUCUGAUACAAGGAUCUUCCUGGAGGUAUAAUCUCCUUGAGGGAUUUGGAGAUUGGUUUAGCUCAAGCAAAGGAUAAAGAGAAUGACUAAGUCAGAUAGUGUUUGACCUCCCUACAUUUGCUUUGGGUAAUAACGAAAAUGCUGUUAUAGGAUGUGAAAGACGAAUGCAGGGGACUAAAUUGGAUGCUUGUGUUACAUACUCGAGUUUAUCAUUUAAAUGGAGAAUUUUCUUUAUAGGUUGCUUUCACUAUGGAUGUCCUAUCGUUAGAGGAAACCGAUGAACCUGAUCUAAAAAAGUACAUUAGUGCCUGGAAAGUUGCAUCAGGUUACACAUUUUCAUUAGUACCCUCAUUUUUCUGGUGGCCAAGUCCUGGUACGAACGACAUUCUCAGGGAAAGAUAUGGGUGAUGUCAUUCUUGCAAUUCAUAUCUACAACAAGUAGACGAUGCAUGUUAAAUACUGCUAUAGCGGGUUCCAAAAAAGGGUGCUAUGAAGAUCUUCAGUAGCCUUUUACCUCUAAGAAUGGGUAGGGAGUGAAGUAUAUCUGGAGGAAAGCUUGCAUGGUCUGAUUUGGUGGCCCAUUUCUUAGUGAAAGUGUCAGAAAAAAGUGGUGUAAGCAUGUCGAGGAAACCUCAACUUGCAAAGUCCUAAAACCAUGCAUACUUCAAGUAAGUAGUUCUGCUUUAUAACAAUCUUCUUGGAGGAAACACUAUUACAUUUUCCAUGUCUUAUGUACUCUUCUUUUUGUCUCUUAAAACACUUAAAACAGUGAACACUCUAGAUGAAAAACUUGACAGUCUACACUAACAUUUGAUUUAUAUCUUGUUCACAACUCUACCUUGUGGUUUGUUUAUUAUGGUUGCAGCUUGAGGAAAAUAUCUACAGUAUUGCUUUAUAAGCGAUUGGUUUAAACUGAUGGAUGAUUGAUUAAUAGAACAUUAUGUUUUCCAAAGUGGUUCAGUUAUUGUUGGGGUUACACAGAAACGUGGACCACGCUGAAGUUAUAGUUGAAGGUUUCGGCGAUGAUAGGUUUACUUGGUGGCGAGGGGUGACGUUAUAUCAAAGUUAUACUAUUGAAAGCAGUUUUGUCACAACCAGCGAUAAGGAAAGAAAACUUGGCUGGUGAACUUAUAUCCAAGCUUGACCUUGUUUAUCUUUCUGUUGUAAGAAAGGAAGCUUCCAAAGAUAAUUGCCGGCUAUGAACAUAACUUAGAUGAGAUAAAUGCAAUUUUUGUUUUUAUAAUUAGAAAUUUUGACUUUGAAACAUAUCUUCCGGGUUGUUCAAGAUAGACGUAAUCACCUUGAUGCCCUAAACCCCCAUUUUUCAGUGGCAAGAGUACUUUGAAAGUUCUGGUGGCCCGACUCCCUAAUGAUCUCAGGAACAUGAUGGAGGAAAUGGUACAGAAGUUUUUGGAUUUCAUUUCGACAAAGAGUUUUAAAGACGCAGCGAUGAACCCGAUAUAAGACUACUCAAAGUUAGACACACCCUUGAAAUGGCCAGUGGAGUUCAACAGGCAAAAGAGGGAGAUGAUAGAGCUUUUGCAUAUGUAACGUCCCUAUGAAUAUGGCUCAUAGCAAGCAUCGACCGCCCUGACGCUAUUCUCCAGGAAGCUAAAAGAUCUCUUGAAGCGUAAACAACCCUCAUCAUAUCUGCCUACUUAAUAUGCAAAUGAGAGGAGAGCUGCUUUAUGAGAAGAUAACAAGAGCUUUUUGGAGGUUACGAAGAAUCGAAGAUAACCGCAGAGGAGUGGAAGAACUUUUGUGCGGAACAGCAGGCUCCCCAGAAAUAGAUGUCAAAGAAGAAGGAUAUAUAUACAUGAAAUGGAAGGAUAUAAAGGAUGAGGAUAGAGGAAGCCAUGAGCCAAACGAAAGCAAUUUCUCUGUAGAUCUGACGAAGACUUUGCUGAUUUUAUAACGAGAUUCUUCACUAAGGAGAGUAGGAGACUGAAAGGAAUAUGACUUUGUGAAGUCAAGUCUUUCAGCAGAAUUGGCUUCAAAGUUGUUUAUGAUAUCAAAAGAAAAAGGCCGAAGAAGUUGACACCAUAAUAGACGCAUUGCCUAAACUGGAGCAGUAAAUCGACUGUUUCUUUUUCAGCUGGCAUUUAUCGGAAAUCUGAUAUCAUGUAACAUUGUGAGAUCUCUCUCAUGGCAUUUCCUCAGAAAAAACGAACACCUUCUUUCUCUUCCUCUGUUCUUGACUCUGUUUACCGUUCUAUCGACGAAUCCGACGGUCUCCAAAGUGACCUAAGAGGAUCCAUCAACGAAAAUGUAUCUUCAUCAUCAUCUUCACCUUCACCAAACAAGAAAGACGACAAGCUUACAACUCUCCGGCGAGCAAUCAUUGACGAAGAACACUGGCUUUACGCCCGAAGCAGCACCACUACCACUAAUUCCUCGGAUUCCUCUGCUUUUUCCUCUUCCGAGGCAGAGUCAUAUCGAACAAAGAGAAGGUUGAGAAAGCUUGCGGAACAAGGUAAUAGAUCAGGUGAUGAGAGACAGAGAACAAAGAGAACGUCGGUACUAGAUAAUGAUAGAUUCAUCUCCAAGUCGGAUAAUGAUAAAAAGCUUAAAGCCAUGACGAUGAUCGAGGAGAUAAAGAGACCGAAGCAGCCAGUGUCUCCUGGAGCGCGUCUCACCAGCUUCCUCAACUCCAUCUUUCAAUCUAACGCCAAGAAAGUGAAGCUUUGUUCUGUCGGUAAGACCACAGACGUCAAGUCCUCUUCCUCAUCAAAGUCUUGCUUCAGUCGAACAAGAUAUAAAACCGACAACAACAACAACAACUGCCAGAAGUUGGAAAGAUCUAUCAGAUUCUAUCCCGUUAGAGUAACUAUCGAUGGAGACUACAGAGACUCUGUUCACAAAAGCAUUACUCGCGAGAGAAAACCAAUUCCAGAAUUUACUGCCAAGAAGAGUAUCAAAGAGGAGAUUAAAACCAAAGAUCAUCACACUGAGUUUACUUGCAUCACAAGAAAGAUCGGUUUGAAGGAUUUUGUGAGAAGUAACAAAUAUGAAGGUAAAGAAGAUGAGGAUGAUGUUUGGAGUUACUCGAGUUCUGAUCUGUUCGAGCUCGAUAGUUACCGGAUCGAUAUGGGGCGGUACUUAAAAGAACUUCCGGUCUAUGAAACUACUGAUUUCAAGAUAAAUCAAGCUAUCGCUAAAGGCUUGGUUUUGUAGUCUUUUUAUUACUUUUUUUUUCGUUAUCACUGAAACCAGUUUACUAAUUACCCCAAAAGAAGAGAUCAAUUUACUAAUUCUAUAUUUUGUUGCAUCAAUGUCACGUGCCCGGUUUUGCGAUUA
Molecule: messenger RNA, 8537 nt
Organism: Arabidopsis lyrata subsp. lyrata
Lineage: Eukaryota; Viridiplantae; Streptophyta; Magnoliopsida; Brassicales; Brassicaceae
Product: protein BIG GRAIN 1-like C
Exons: 33
Coding region: 7386-8414 (342 amino acids)
Biological process (GO): auxin-activated signaling pathway
Source: RefSeq, a predicted model, not a curated record